AUGCCAGAUGACGCGCUUUCAGUAUUCCUCUCUCCAAAUGGAGUCAAGAAUAUACCGCUUGAGAUCAAAACGCCACUUGCCGAGAUGAGCUUAUCCGAUACCAAGGCCUUGGCCCUAAAGCUUGUCGAUAGUCUCGUUCACCUCAAAGACGACUCUGGUGAAUUCCGCGUCCCGCUCCCUACAGGCGGAUUCAAAGUCGAUUCCAAGUCGUGGAACAACUGGGAAUGGACCCAGGGUGUUGGGCUCUACGGCAUGUGGAUGUUGUUCGAGAUCACCGGCGACGAAUCAGUGCUUGCUCAUAUCCAAGCCUGGUUUGAUCAGCAAUUUCUCAAAGGCACUCCGACCAAGAAUGUCAACAGCAUGGCUCCGAUGCUGACGCUUGCGUAUCUGUAUGAACGCACGGGUCGGUCUGAAUAUCGCGCCUAUUUGGAUUCCUGGGCGGAGUAUAUCAUGGAUGGGAUUCCCCGAACCGAAGAAAGAGGAAUCCAGCACAUCACCUUCCGACAGGUCAACGAAGGCCAACUAUGGGACGACACGCUGAUGAUGUCCGUGCUCCCUCUCGCCAAGAUCGGCGUCCUCCUCAAUCGACCAGCAUACGUAGAAGAAGCCAAACGCCAAUUCCUCCUUCACAUCAAGUAUCUCGCAGAUACCCGGACCGGACUCUGGUACCACGGCUGGACAUUCCUAGAAAGACACAACUUCGCCGAAGCCCUAUGGGGAAGAGGCAACGCCUGGAUCACGAUUGUCAUUCCCGAGUUUCUGUCGCUCCUUCAACUGCCUGCUGGCGAUCAUUUCCGAGACUUCCUUGUCUCGACGCUCGAGCAACAGGUUUCUGCUUUGAGGAAAUUCCAGAAUGAGAAUGGCCUGUGGCACACGCUCAUUGAUGACCCUUCUUCGUACCUCGAGGUCUCGGCUUCGGCGGGUUUCUCUUUUGGGAUAUUGAAGGCUGUGAGGCUGGGAUAUCUUUCCAGGGAGUAUCAGUCGGUUGGGCUGAAGGGGAUGGAGGCUGUUAUUAACAGUGUGGAUGAGAAGGGGAUGGUGCAGAAUGUUAGUUUUGGGACGCCGAUGGGGCCGACUAAGGACUUUUAUAAGGCGAUCAAGUUGACUGCAAUGCCAUAUGGGCAAGCCAUGACGUUGCUGUGUGUGGUGGAAAUUAUUAAGCGAUUCUUGUGA
Messenger RNA from Penicillium nucicola, 1173 nucleotides. RefSeq names its product glycoside hydrolase family 88/105 protein. Bases 1 to 1173 code for a protein of 390 amino acids. The record is from RefSeq and is a predicted model, not a curated record. Gene Ontology annotation, biological process: carbohydrate metabolic process. Lineage: Eukaryota; Fungi; Ascomycota; Eurotiomycetes; Eurotiales; Aspergillaceae. The transcript has 2 exons.